Molecule: messenger RNA, 3814 nt
Organism: Lotus japonicus
Lineage: Eukaryota; Viridiplantae; Streptophyta; Magnoliopsida; Fabales; Fabaceae
Exons: 20
Coding region: 16-3603 (1195 amino acids)
Biological process (GO): intracellular cholesterol transport
Cellular component (GO): trans-Golgi network; recycling endosome
Molecular function (GO): protein binding
Source: RefSeq, a predicted model, not a curated record
AGAAAAUGCAAUUGCAUGGCGUUGAUGGUCGUUGUUGUUGGAAGUUGGCAACCGAAUGCAGAUCAGAUCAGGGCCAAAAUGGAUGUGGAGAGAGCUUCGCUGUGCAAUCUCGUCGUCAACUUCCUCUUAGAGGAAAACUACAUCCUCACAGCGUUCGAGCUCCUCCACGAGCUUCUCGAUAAUGGUCGCAACAAUCAAGCCAUUCGCCUCCAGCAAUAUUUCUCAGAUCCCUCUCUCUUCCCUCCCAAUCAAAUCUCUCGCUUUAAUUCUCUCCCAUUGGCGGAUCCUCAAACUUUGCUCCAGCAAAAAGAAGCUGCUGAAGAAAAGCUAGCCGUUACUGAUUACGAGCUACGUUUGGCGCGAGAAGAUAUUGUCAAACUCAAAUCUGAAUUGCAAACCAAAGUAGAAUGCCUUAAUCAACUAUACGCCAAGUCAAGUGGAGAUGCUUCGGUCAAUAAUGAGCUACAAAUUCAACAACGAAAUGGGGAUAUUUCAUUCACUUAUUUGGGCCCACUGAGGGAUAGUGAGCGUCGAGAUCUUAAUUGUGCUGUGAAGGAAUAUUUGCUUAUAGCCGGCUACCGUCUUACUGCUAUGACAUUUUAUGAAGAGGUUACAGACCAAAACUUGGACAUUUGGCAGAAUACACAUGCAUUAAUACCAGAUGCCUUGCGUCAUUAUUAUUAUCAGUAUCUUUUAUCUACUUCAGAGGCUGCUGAGGAAAAAAUAGCCCAAGUUCUAGAAAAUGAAACAUUACUGAAAGCAAAUCAGAGGCUAAGUCAAGAAAAGGAGAGCUUGUUGAAGGGCAAAGAUUUGAGUGAUGGUCAAAUAGGAGCAUUAACUAAAUCCUUGGAGACACUACAAGGAGAUCUUAAACACAAAGAAGACCUGGUGCUAGUUUUAAAUAAGUCUUUGGAGAAUCAAAGAGAGGAGCUCCACGCUAGCAGAGUUGAGACCAGUAAACUGAAAAUGCAUAUUGAAGGGUCUGGUUCUGGGAAGAAUCUGGUUGUUAGUGAUGUUGAUAAUUUCCAACCUGAGUCUAUAGAUAAGUACAAGGAAGAAAUUAAGAAAUUGCAGAUGGAAAUUGAAGGGUUGAAGGAAAAGAACAAAGGACCUCCUGAAAAUGGAAUAUUUGUCCCUGAAAAUGAAAUUAUGCAGACAGAAGACAAAGUGAUUGAGAUUCACGAGGACCAAGGUGCAAUAUCUCAUCCUGUUGAGGUGGCAUUGGAUGUUGUACAAGAUGAAGAUGCUCAUUCACCGGUUGUUCAAACUCUUAACUACUAUGCUGAUAAACACAAAGAUUCACAACAUACAUUAUUUGAUCCUGCAAAUGCAAAUAGUGCUUUUGAAAGUAUUGAAAAUGUCUCUGCACAUGAUGGUGGCAAGCAAGAACAGGAUAGCAGGUGUGCUAAAUCAGGCAAUGUGGAUGAUGAAGCAAUAUCUGAGAAGAAAGGGUUAGGAACCAUUCAGAUACUUGCAGACGCUUUGCCUAAAAUUGUUCCUUAUGUCUUGAUCAACCAUCGUGAGGAACUCCUUCCUGUAAUUAUGUGUGCAAUUGAGCACCACCCAGAUAGCACGACUCGGGAUUCUUUGACCCACACAUUAUUUAACUUAAUCAAGCGUCCUGAUGAACAACAGAGACGGAUAAUAAUGGAUGCAUGUGUCAGCCUUUCAAAGAAUGUUGGAGAAAUGAGAACAGAAACAGAAUUACUUACUCAAUGUUGGGAACAAAUAAAUCACAUGUACGAGGAGCGUAGACUGCUUGUCGCUCAGUCAUGUGGAGAGCUUGCAGAAUUUGUACGACCUGAGAUUCGCGAUUCUCUUAUUUUAUCUAUUGUACAGCAACUGAUAGAAGAUUCUGCCACUAUUGUUCGAGAGGCUGCAGCUCAUAAUUUGGCUAAGCUGCUUCCGCUCUUCCCAAACAUGGAUAAAUAUUUCAAGGUGGAGGAGUUGAUGUUCCAAUUGAUUUGUGAUCCCUCAGGAGUGGUGGUGGAAACUACUUUGAAGGAAUUGCUUCCAGCAGUUAUAAAAUGGGGAAACAAAUUGGACCACGUUUUGAGAGUUCUAAUAUCUCAUAUUUUGAGCUCUGCUCAGCAUUGUCCCUCUCUUUCUGUAGUUGAUGGAUGUGUAGAAUCGCAUCUACAUGAAUUGGGGGAAAGAGAGCGUUGGAAUAUAGAUGUUCUGUUGAGAACGCUGGUGGAAUUGCUUUCUUUGGUGCACCAGAGAGCAAUUGAAACAUGUCCAUUGUUCACUUCAGAAACUACACAGUUUGUGUUAGAUACCACAUUGCUUGAAUUGUAUGCAAGGGAAAAUGUUGAGUGGGAUGCAUUUGAAUGGAUGCAUGUUGAGUGCUUUCCUAAAUUGAUACAGCUGGCUUGCUUGUUACCAUGGAAAGAAGAUAAUUUACGUAGUCGAAUUUCAAAGUUUCUGUUAUCUGUUUCUGAAAGGUUUGGGGAUCCCUAUGUGACAUGCAUAAUGCUACCUGUAUUUUUAACAGCAGUUGGGGAUGAUGCCGAUUUGACAUUUUUUCCUAGUGCUAUUCGUUCGAGAAUUGAAGGUUUGAGACCAAGAUCUGAGAUUUCUGAGAGGCUCUGUACAUUGUGUGUCCUACCACUUCUGUUGGCUGGUCUUUUGGGUGCUCCUGGAAAACGUGAACAAUUCGCAGAGUACUUAAGGAAGCUGCUCCUAAAAGACAAUUUCAAGGAGAAUGCAUCAACCAAGAACACUCCUGAGAUAAUUAACGCUAUCCGCUUCAUUUGCAUAUACGAAGAAAACCAUGGCAUGAUAUUUGAAAUACUAUGGGAAAUGGUUGUUAGCACUAACGUGAACAUAAAAAUAAAUGCUGCGAAACUUCUGAAAGCUAUUGUGCCGUACAUUGAUGCAAAAGUUGCUUCAGCUCAUGCUUUGCCUGCCCUAGUUACUCUUGGAUCUGACCAAAACCUCAAUGUGAAGUGUGCCAGCAUUGAUGCAUUUGGUGCUGUGGCUCAACACUUCAAAAAUGAGAUGAUAGUUGACAAGAUACGUGUUCAAAUGGGUGCUUUUCUUGAAGAUGGAUCCCAUGAAACUACUAUUGCUGUCAUUCAUGCACUGGUGGUUGCAAUACCGCAUACAACAGAGCAGCUUAGAGAUUAUCUUUUGUCCAAGAUUUCUCAACUUACAGCUGUGACAACUGCUGCUUCAAGUGACGUGAUGCGUCGGCAAGAAAGAGCCAAUGCAUUUUGUGAGGCAAUCCGAGCCCUGGAUGCUACAGAUCUUCCUGCAAAUAGUAUACAGGACUUCCUCCUGCCUGCUAUUCAGAAUCUUUUAAAAGACUCGGAUGCGCUCGAUCCAGCACACAGGGAAGCUCUUGAAAUUAUUAUGAAGGAAAGAUCAGGAUCAAGUUUUAGUAGAACAAGUAGUACUAAGGUGAUGGGUCUGAGCAACUUCUUUGGUGAGCGUGGAAAGAAAGACAGCACAGAAGCACCAUCAGAGAGAGUUGUGUCCCCAAGGGCUGCUACAUCACAAGUUCCAGCAGAGGACACUAGAUUCCGGCGCAUCAUGCUAGGACAUUUUGGCGAGAUACUUCGGGGCAAGGGAAAAUCCCAAGAGGAACCUCACAGCCGUUAAGAUGCAUUUUCUGCCUUGUAAUUCAUCCAAAUUAUACAAGAAAAGUUUUGUUUAGAAAACUUUCAAUCCUUUUACAACGAUUUUUAACAGAUGAAAAUAUUGACAUGAGGUACAUUGUAGGUCAAAAUUUAGGUAUCUACAAUCAAAGCAUAACAGAUGAUUUUAUAUUUUGACAUACAUCCAGAAUUACUUCAUCACUUAUCUUCUUCUC